Molecule: messenger RNA, 1763 nt
Organism: Planococcus citri (citrus mealybug)
Lineage: Eukaryota; Metazoa; Arthropoda; Insecta; Hemiptera; Pseudococcidae
Product: WD repeat-containing protein 1 l(2)09851
Exons: 8
Coding region: 208-1617 (469 amino acids)
Biological process (GO): ribosome biogenesis
Cellular component (GO): nucleolus
Molecular function (GO): protein binding
Source: RefSeq, a predicted model, not a curated record
GAAAAUUUUUUGAAAACAACACCGGAAUGAAACACAUGACGAGAAUUUGAAGCAAAUUUGAAGGUAAAAAAUUUGGAACCUGUUCAGUGUUCAUAGUUCAAUUAUUGGUGUGUUGGUGAUCUCAAAAUCAGUGAAAUCCAUUUCUGCUCUGCGGUCUUUCAUCUUUUAAUGAGCGAAAUCAACAGGUAAAUAAACAAGGAUUUCAUUAUGGAUAAUGAAAAUGAAAUUGAGUCGAUGGAAGUAUCAGAAUCGGAUGAAAGGGAUGACGAUUCUAUCGAUGAAGAAACCGAAGACACUAUUGAAGAGGAUGCUGUUGAAACGAACGAUGGAGAGCCUCCUAAGAGAAAAGUAUAUUUGCCUGGACAGUCUUUGAGAAGUGACGAAGUUCUCGAACACGAUCCUUCUGCGUAUGUAAUGCUUCACGAAGCUGAUGCAGGUACACCUUGUCUCAGUUUCGAUAUAAUUCCCGAUAACUUGGGUUCAGCGAGAGAAACGUUCCCCCAUUCUUGUUACGUUGUUGCUGGUACUCAGGCAGCCAAAAGAAAUCAGAAUAAUAUUAUAGUUAUGAAGAUGUCCAAUCUUCGUAAAACUCAAAAGGAAAAAGAAAACGAAGACGAUUCAUCUGAUGAAAGUAGUAGCGACGAAGAAACAGAUGCAGAUGGUAUCAGUUCGAAAUCUCCUGUGAUGAAUUCUUCUCCAAUUGCACAUUUCGGUUGUAUCAACCGAAUACGUAGUUCCGUUUUCAAUAACACCGUUCUUGCCGCUGUUUGGUCAGAACUGGGACGUGUUACUAUUUGGGAUUUAAAAACACAUCUAAACGCGGUAGAAAAUAGAACAACUGUCAAAGUACGUUCAGUUAAAAAGAAAAAUCAGAAGAAACCUGUAAAAAAUGAAGAAUCUGAGAAACCUCUCUACACGUUUACUGGUCAUUUACAAGAAGGAUAUGCUAUCGAUUGGUCGUCUACUGUACAAGGUGUUCUAGCUACGGGUGAUUGUAGUAGUAAUAUUCAUAUCUGGUCACCUCGAGAAUCGACUUGGCACGUGGAUCAAAGGCCCUUCAAGAGCCAUAAUAAAUCAGUUGAGGAUAUACAGUGGUCUCCUCAAGAGAAAAACGUUCUAGCUUCAUGUUCUGUUGAUAAAACUAUUAAAAUUUGGGAUAUUCGAGCUGUACCCAGUAAAGCCUGUAUGUUGACCGCAGAAGAUGCUCACUCGAGUGAUGUGAAUGUUAUCAGUUGGAAUAGAACUGAACCUUUAAUUGUAUCAGGAGGUGAUGAUGGUUACGUUCGCGUCUGGGACUUACGCCAGUUCAAGAAGGACAACGCAGUAGCCACAUUUAAGCAUCAUACCGAACCAGUUACCACCGUAGAAUGGCAUCCUACCGAUAGCUCAGUGUUCGCGUCCGGCGGUGAGGAUAAUCAGAUCGCAUUAUGGGAUCUGGCUGUUGAAAGAGAUAGCGAGUUGAAUGAAGAGGAAAUAAAGGAAAUACCACCGCAGCUUUUAUUCAUUCAUUUAGGUCAACAAAGCAUAAAAGAACUUCAUUGGCAUCGUCAAAUACCUGGAGUUAUCAUUAGCACUGCUGAGACUGGUUUCAAUGUUUUUAAAACCAUAAGCGUAUAGUAGAUUCAGUAUUUUUUUUACUCUUACCAUUUUAUAAAUGUCUGAAAAUCUACCUUAUGACUAUAACUCAUGUACCAAGUUUUUGAACCUGGAGUCAACUUGUACCAUCCCGAAAAUAUUUUAAAUAAACGAUUUGUUUCCCAUUA